Messenger RNA from Prorocentrum cordatum, 5097 nucleotides. Lineage: Eukaryota; Dinophyceae; Prorocentrales; Prorocentraceae. The record is from the annotation of a GenBank genome assembly.
AGCCGUUAAGGCUCGAGCGAAUCCGUGGUCGUUGGGAGCAGUCUACAGGUCAUGGAUGUCAUGCUGACCCGACAUGCGGUCGAUAGAGCAGGCGAUCUUGGGCAGUGGCACGAGACUUUCGUCGCGUGUUGUGUUGCUGGUGUUGCUCUUGCUGCUGUCGGCGCUACUGCUCCUGCUGCAGUCCACUGGGCCCCCCGCUGUCUUUCGCAGCAGCGGGCGCUGGCACCUUGCUAUUGAGUGGGCCUGUGGAUCCGCAGACCCAGCGGCCAGCACCACAGUUCGCGACUGCAGCCGCAGGCUGACCGCUCAGACCUCGGGAAGCGUCGUGGGUCACUGGCGCUUCGACGACGCCGCUGGCACCCGGCACUGGCGCGACGAUUCGCCUUUCGGUAACGCUCUCGUCAGUCACCGGUAUUCUGGCUUCCAGUAUCCAUUCGCGGAGGUCAUCCCGGAUGCUGGGCUCGGCGCCAGCGGCGCAGUGCGCAUCUUAAGCCGCAGCCAUGCCAGGGCGGAGUCGGUGCCGGUCUUCAGGACCAUCUCGUUCUGGGCGAAGCCAGACCCAGGCACCUUCAUCAGAGUCGACAGGUUGGUGGGCGCAAUGGUCAGCGGCGAGUAUUUCUUCAUCAUGUGGGUCGAUCUCCACAGCUCGACAGUCCGCGCCAGGUUCACUGUCGGCGGGACUUCGGUAGAGCUUGGGGCAAGUCUGGACCUCAGCCAUCACGGGACUGACUGGGAUCACCUUGCAGUCACCAUGUCCGCGAGCGAAGCCAGUCUCUUCAUCAACGGAGUAAGCAGCGGGGAGCCGACUCAGCACAACUUGCCAGAGCCAGGCUUCGACUCUGUGGCGUUUCUGCUCGGCACUGGGCAUCCGCACAACGCUUUCUUCGGGGUCGUGGACGAGCUUCGCCUCUACAGUGCAGCCUUGGGUGAUUCUGAGGUGAUGGCACUGGCUGCUGCGAAGAGUACCAACGGUACUCCAGAGGGGGAGAACCUGCCCCCCCGCGUGGACGCGGGGCCUGCGCUGACGUUGUGGAAGCCCGCAGUCUCCGGCUGGCUUGAAGGCAGCUGCGUUGACCAGGACGGCGCCGUGGCCCGCGCGGAGUGGCAGGUGGUGCGGGGCCCCGACGUCAGUGCAGUCACGAUCCACGACGCGUCCAGUGCCUCCACACAGUUCGACAUGGCCUCGGAUGCGCCUGUGGGCGAGUAUUUGCUUAGGCUUGGCUGCUCAGACGGCGCACAUGCGCGCAGUGCGACAACCGGCCUCCUCGUGUUCGUCGCUCACGAGGAGAAGGUGGGAAACACCACCGAGUCUCUGCCGCCCGGCGAGCCCUUCCCGUUCAAGGGGCUGCCCGUUUCGCCUGUAGGCCUCUGGCCACUCGACGGCAGCCUCUCGAGCGCUCUGCCUGGUGGCUCGGAUGCGGAGCUCGUCCAGGUAAGGCCGACCGCUGAGUAUGCCUUCGUCGAGGACGGGAGAUUCGGCGGCGCGCUGCGCCUGACGUGCCCGAACAGCUGCGUGCAGCUGAGCCUUGGCAACGCAGAGCCAGCGGGCGCGCCGUGGCCCGCCAUGUCCGCCGCCCUCUGGUUCAAGACGGACAAGACGUCGAAGCUCACCCUCAUCAGCAAGGGCGGCUUCUCGUCACCGCUUCCCUCCGGCUUCACCCCCGAUGUCUGGCACCACUACGCCGCCGCGGCGGGCCCCGACAUAAGGAAGGCGUACCUGGACGGCCAGCCAAUCUCCAUGGAGAGCGGCGUGGCGAACCGCACCGAGCAGGACGCUGCGAGCACGCUCACCCUCGGCAUCUUCGGCGGCCACCCCAGCUACGGCUUCGACGGCCUCGUGGACGACAUCGCCGUCUUCGACUUCGUGCUGAGCAACGAGGAGGUGGAGGUGCUCUACACCCAGGGCGCUGCUUCUUUCACCCACCGCGGAGCGAUGAAUCCGCUCUGGCGUGGGGCCUACAACAGGACCAUGGUGGCCUACUUCCCCGAGCUGCCAGAGGAGCCAGAUUACGCGGGCCACGCUGAUGGGCAGCAUCCAUCCCAGGACUCGCCCGCCGCUUACGUGCACCCGCGCAUCUUCUUCACGCCAGAGGAGUUGCCCGCGUUGCGACGGCGGCUUCGACAGACGACCGUCGGGCGCGUGGCCAUGGAGAACAUCCGGGGCAUCUUGAGGCAUAAUUGGGACGAGAACUACCCGUGGUGGUGGGCGAGGAACGCCACGGAGGAGGAGUUGUUUCAGGUGAGUCCUGCCCAGGACUUGGAUCAGCAGCUGAUCCUGGAGUCCUUCCGCACCCUCAUCGACGGGGACAGCGCCAUGGCGGUUCGAAUCGGCCAACAGCUGGACUAUAUGGCCGACGCCGUUCAGGCGCGGCUUGACGCGGCCCUGGCUGAUCUGCGCUCCGCACCCUGGGAGCUCUUCAAGAGCGUGACUGCCUGGGACAGCACCAACGCCUGGCAGGAACCUGGUGGCCCGCUCCUGCGGUAUACACUCGUAGCCUACUGCUAUGACUUUCUCUACCCUUGGCUCCAGCAGGGCACGCGAGAUAAGCUCCGCAGGCUGAUGGCCACCGCCACGCAGAAUAUGUGGUUUACCGGCAUGGACGCCGUGGAGGCAUACUUCGCCCUUACAAGUAAUUGGUUGCCUUGGGUCGGUGGAGAUAUGAUCGUCACGAUGCUCGCUAUCGAGGGGGAAGACGGAUUCGACAAAGGCGUGUACGCCCGAGCUGCCAAGGCAGUCAAAGGGUGGAGCUUGCUCGGGGUCUCCGCGGUUUCGGGCGCAACCUACGAGGGCGGCGGCAAGAACACAAUCAUGGGGCCAAAGCUUAUGGCAUUGGCCAGACACGGCUAUCCUCAGUUCCUCGCAAUGCCUGGCAUCCGUAAGCACGGCUCCAAGUAUUUGCUCCACACCAUGCUGCCCAACGGCCUCUGGCUCGAGGACGAGAAGUGGGGCAGCGUCGAGGCCGUCCCGCUGCCAGGCGACGUUGCCGUCCUGAAGAUGUGCUACCCGACGGACGUGGCUUUGGACUGGAUAUACCGUACGGCGUCGAGGGCCAGCAGUUACGGGGGCAUGGCCCAGGAUUUCGGAGGUGGAGAUGGCGCCAUGCCCUACCGCUCGUUCACGCAGGAGCGGUCGUCGGUGUACACAUACAACAACUAUGUGACCGACGUGAUCUACGCGGUCGACUGGGAAGGUCCUCUGAAUCGGACGGAGCACGCUCUGGCAGCUACAUAUGGCCAGCCUCUAACGUACGUGGCCACCGACACGGGCUUGCUCGUCACACGCUCGGCAUGGGUAGGCGAAGACGCGGCAUGGCUGGCGUUCCUCGUGCGCUCGUUGCCUGGAGGCCACAGCACUGCGGCUCGUGGCGAGUUCAUAUUCCACGCCAUCGGAGAGACUUGGGCUUUCUAUAACACAGGUACGAACAGCCAAUCAGAGAUGCACAGCGUGAUCUUGGUUGAUGGGUUGGGUCAAUCCUCUAAUGCUCCUGGGAAGUUUGUACAGUUCCAGGAUUCGGCCGAGGCUACAUUCGGGAGCAUGGACGCGCGACUGGCCUAUGGUUGCCAGCAUUUCGGCGGCGAUCCAAGCCGCGAGGUCAUGAACUCCUUCAUGGUUGAGCCGCUGCCCUACAAGUGGGGGGACCUCCGUUAUGACCAGUUGCCAUCGUGGUUUGCUGGCAACGGACCUUGGCCCCCCCAGUGGAGCGGAAAUAUCGCCAAUCUGUUUACGAAGGCUUACCGCACCGUCGGCAUGGUACGUUCCCAAACGCCUUAUGCGAUCGUGUUCGACGAUAUCCAGAAGGACAUCGGUGAGCAUGUAUUCGCCUGGAGAAUGCCGCUGAGGGACCGCUUUUACAGCUACCAGCCCAGCCUGGGCGAGCACGUUCUUAACGUAGUGGACCACAGCUACUUCGGAGCCGACGGCAGCGGCAGCGAUUUCAUCCUGAGGGACACAUCGGGUGGGCCAGGCCGCUUGUUGGUCCGGCUGCUAGAGGGCAGCAGCCCACACAUGUCGGCGGGUAUAAUUUCUUCCCCUUGCAGUGCGCUACAGGUGGAGACGAGGGCUGUGUCGGCACGCUUCAGAGUGCUAUUGUGGCCCCUCGAGAACGCGAGUUCACCUUUGCCAGUUACGAGUUGGGUUGAGGCAAUCUCCACGCUGAAGAUCAAUGAUGAUGAGAUCGUCUUGUCAGUGACCGACGAUGGCGCAACCAUGGUCGAGGCUUUGAAGGUUGACGGCGCCAGCGUUGCCCUCACGACCAACGAGAUUGCCCAGACCAGCCCGCCCGACGAUGCCAGCGGCGUUCAGGGCCGCGCAGAUCGUGCAUAUCUAGCCGUACGCGCUUGCUUGCUGUAUGGAGCGCUCAUGUAAGUGGACGCCUCGCGUGGAGAAGGGCUCAGGUACGUCUCGGGUAAUUGUACCCGGUAUUGUGGCCGUCCGGCCCAAGAUCUGGAGGGAAAAAACAAAUAUCGGGUUGGGAGGAUGGGGUUGGGGAGAAUGGGUCAGAUCAUGCGUAGCAUCGCGUAGGUCGAAGGCACUCAUGAGACUGGCAUGUGCACGGGCACUGGCCGUUUCAUCCUCCAACCCGCCUGCAGCUUGAAUUGCCAGUCGAUUGGGCUGGUACUUUUGUUUGAACGUGGGCUGGUUCUUCGAUUCCAUAUCGCUGGAAACGACGUUCCGACUCAUCGCAUUCACGCGUCUCUCCUUCAUCGUCAGCUCUUCCUCCGGAAGAACCCUGCUCCGCGCGUCACUGGCUGGGCCUGUAUAGUUUGGAAUUACAUCUGGGGUCCGAUCGGCAGCGAUGCUGCUCGCUGGUGCCAACGGCUCAUGCAGAAGUCAUGACAAAACUCAUGCAGAACGGAAGCUGCAGGGUGGAGCCUGAGUCUUUGGAAGUUCCCAGGGGUCCAAGAUGGCCCCGAGAGGGCCACGAGGUAGGCUGCAGCAUGCAACCCGCUUCUUAGGAAGCUUGCGCGGUGUCGGAUGCGCGGCCCAUGCGCUGCGGCGACCACGCGUGCUCCUCUCGCUGGACGCAGGCGGCCGAAGGUAUCGUUCAUUGCAUCCAGAUGCUUUUGCUCACGCCCUGCAUUGUCCCAACCCUUUUC